AGUGUUCAACCAUAAGGACAGUGAGAGUCAUUUUGUCGAAAUCCACCGCUGGCGUUGAGCUGACGCCUUUAUUUUGAAUUCACACGGUAUACAAAUUCUAGGGUUUUUCCUUCUCCCGCUCUGCAACCUAAACCUUCGUCUUCCAAUACAUUCAGGGUUGAGAAAGAAAGAGGAUGAGUACGGCAAUGAGAACCCCGAAAACUGGAAGACAGUCAUUGUUCUUCCAGGAUUUAGCUACACCUAUAUCGUCCCGAAAAUCAGGGUCGAAAUUCAAUACUCCAGGACAGGCAGCAGCUGUUUCGUCAUUAUGGCGUGAGAAUUUUGCUACUUCAGAUCUACCACCACCGCCUGUAUUUACUCUUGAGGAUCGAUCGGAUGUUUCUCCUGAAUCGGGGAUUCUUGAUUAUGUUGCUUCGCCUGAAGUGAAAUCGGACCCUAGAACGCCGGUGCAAGCUUCAGGGAGGGAGUUUUCGACACCUAAGAGUAAGUCUGAGGCAAGUACUUCGUAUGCGUUGAUGGGUAAGCAGCAGCAACAGAGUCAGCAAAGCCCGUUGACAGGUUUGACGUGGUGGUCACCCGCGAAGGGUAGUGGUGGUAGUGCUGAGCAGGAUGACAAGGGAAAAGGUUCACCAGUAGAAGGCGUCGUUCAUCCUGGUGCUUUGAUAACCUUACCUCCACCAAGGGAAGUUGCAAGGCCAGAGGUCAGGAAUAACACAUUUCCUGUGGGGAACCUCAAUGAGGAAGAAUGGGUCACAGUUUAUGGAUUUUCCCCAAUUGACACCAAUGCAGUUUUACGGGAAUUUGAGAAAUGUGGUGUCAUUUUGAAGCACAUUCUGGGCCCCAGAGAUGCUAACUGGAUGCACAUUCUCUAUCAGAAUCGUGCUGAUGCUCUGAAAGCUCUUAACAAAAACGGUAUGCAGAUAAAUGGAGUUCUUAUGAUUGGGGUUAAACCAGUGGAUCCAGCACAGCGUCAGGCACUUGAUGAUAGGCUCAACAAGCAAGGAUUUAUUCCUUUACCACAUGCUCAGUCCAGUAAAAAUAAUGAUCCUUCUCCAUUUAGAACCUCCUCGCAGCCUUAUUAUCUCCAAAAUGGCAGCAACAGUGCAAAGCAAUCAUCUGGAUCUGUUGCUACCCCAGCAAGAUCUGUUGUGUCUAAAAUUGUGGACUUGAUGUUCGGUGUCUAAACUUCAAUGGUUCUUGUUGUUCUAUGCUUUUAUGUUAUUAUUACUCAAUGAUGGCAAAUAUCAAAGUUGAUCCAUCCGGAAUGCAUAUUGACCCCAAGCUACAGUUGAGUCAUGCUAUGUGAUUCUUACUCCCUUGCUUCCCCUUCCCUUCUCUCUAUCUCUCCUCCAAAUGCUUGUUCAUGGUGUGUAUCAUGUGAGCAAAGACUGGUCCUUUUACAUUUUUGGAAAAAGAGGGGUUGUAAUGCAGAUAUAGAAAUUUACCUUUCA
This is a messenger RNA of Capsicum annuum, 1451 nucleotides long. RefSeq names its product nuclear pore complex protein NUP35. The coding region runs from base 174 to 1184 and encodes 336 amino acids. Gene Ontology annotation, biological process: nuclear pore organization; NLS-bearing protein import into nucleus; regulation of DNA-templated transcription. Gene Ontology annotation, cellular component: nuclear pore nuclear basket; nuclear pore central transport channel; nuclear membrane. Lineage: Eukaryota; Viridiplantae; Streptophyta; Magnoliopsida; Solanales; Solanaceae. The record is from RefSeq and is a predicted model, not a curated record. Gene Ontology annotation, molecular function: structural constituent of nuclear pore; single-stranded DNA binding; phospholipid binding. The transcript is spliced from 4 exons.